GGAGCCAAGUUGUGGAGCCAGCACCUUGGGCUGGGGACGCGAGGCCGGGCACACAGGACACAAAGCACUACUUCCUGGGAAAAACAAAUAAAGCUCUCUGGACGCCGGGGGCCCAAACUGAUGGCCGACGAUGUCAGCCACUAACAAUGUAGCACAGGCCCGGAAGCUGGUGGAGCAGCUGCGGAUCGAAGCCGGAAUAGAGCGCAUCAAGGUGUCCAAAGCUUCAUCAGAGCUCAUGAGUUACUGCGAGCAGCACGCGCGGAGCGACCCCUUGCUGGUUGGAGUCCCUGCCUCCGAGAACCCCUUUAAGGACAAGAAGCCGUGCAUUAUUCUAUAGCUCUUCUCUCUCCCUCUCCCUCCCUCCCUGUCUGUCUGUCUGUCUGUCUCUUGCCCUGUCUCCGGCAAGGCAUCAACCAAAACAUCUCAGCCCCCUAAACUUUGGGUCCCAAACGAAAUGCCUGCGCCCCCCGCCUGCCCCGAGGGGGUGACACCUCCGCUCCCGGGGUGGCCGGGCCUCCUCCCCCCACCCAUCGGCACCCCUGGGGGGCUUCCCCACAGCAGGGAUGGUGGCUUCCGGCCCUGCCCCCAUGAGGAAUAACCAGGCCGCCCGGUGCUGUGGUGACAAUUUUGGAAAACUCUCCGUGGUGCAGAGAGCAGAGGGGGACAGGCACGGGGACAGGAGGGUGGUUCCAGACCUGCCGCCCGAGGGAAGCCUCCACACCGGGCGGCCGGGAUCCUUUUCCUUUUGUAAGCAGAGGUCAAACUGGGGGUGAAGGGCUGACGUCACGAGCUUCUUUUGGGGGGAGAAUUCUCUCCUUUCCGUUUCAGAAAUCGUGAGUGCACCCCCACUGCCCCCGGGCUGGGGAGCAGAGAGAGGGGUUUCCUGGCGGGUGGGAGAUGCCUACGGGGUGUCACCCUCGCGCGCGGCAUUGGUCACUCCGCCCGCCACAGCACAGACGUGGAUUUGCAGGACUUUGCCGGGAGUGGGGCUGGAAAGCGGGGGCACCGGCAGGUCCUGCCUCACUUCCGUAUCUGCCCACCCCCCGGGCUGGCUGGCUGGUUGGCUUUCCUUUUAUUGGGGUUGGGGGGAGCACUAGGGAUGGAACCCAGAGUUUUCUCACUGAGCUCCAUCCCGUUUACAUCCUGGCCCGUUUUACUUUUUUGACACAGGAUCUUAAAUUGUCCAGGCUGGGCUCCAACUCGAAACCCUCCUGCCUCAGCCUCCCAGAGCCCCCCCCCCUCCAGCCAAAAGUUGCUGAAUUAUCUUGAAGUGACCGUAAGGACUCUCUGAGAUGAGGUCCUUUGUCCCAGACACACCGGGGCCCAUCACCCUUGAUCGUUUUGACCUGGGCCCUUCAGUGUGAGGACAACAGAGACGCCCACUAGGCUCAGGGUGUGCGUAUGGGUCCCUCCCGUCAGCCUGGCAAUGUAAGAUGACCUGGGGUGGGGCCGGGGCGGGAUCAUGACAAGGACAGAAACAGAUGGCAGCAGGAAGAGGCUGCACACACACCCUUCCAGGGUUACCUAUAGCCACACCUGCCAUGAACCCUUAAGUAACCCAGACCCAGAACUGCCCUGGACCCGACAGUCCCCACAGCCCCUCCACAGGGUUCAUCCCAGCAGCAAACAAUGGAGAGAAAACUGCCUGGCUCUGUGGCCCGAUGGCCAUCGGAACCUAGGCCCAAGCCAGGAUGGUCCCUGGACGGUUGCCCAGGUCGCCCAUGCUGCCUGUGAGGUGAUUCCCCAGCAUUCCCGCGGCAGCAGGCCCUGUGUCCCCCGUCGUCCAGGCCUGUCGAGCAGGACGCAGAUCCGAGCCAGUGCAGUGCCCAGGCUGCCCCAGCCCCUCUUCGGGGCCUCCGGAGGGCACAGGCUGCAGGCUCAGGCCUCUCCCUGUCACUGUUCUCUACGGCUGGUCCGGGAGGGCCAGGGUUUUGGGGAGCCUGGCUGUACCGGGCGAGGCGCAGUCUCCCCAAAGCCACACGGGCUGGGGCGCGGGUGGGGCCGAGUGUGGCCUCCGCAUCCCUGCAGAGCGGGGGAAGGGACAGAAUCCCUGCCCCAGGGCCUGGCCAUGGGGGUGCUGGGAGCCUAUAACUUGAGCACUGCGGCGGGGCAGGCUUGGCUCCCAGGGAGGAAGCCCCAGCCCG
Molecule: messenger RNA, 2144 nt
Organism: Fukomys damarensis (Damara mole-rat)
Lineage: Eukaryota; Metazoa; Chordata; Mammalia; Rodentia; Bathyergidae
Gene: Gng7
Product: G protein subunit gamma 7
Exons: 4
Coding region: 131-337 (68 amino acids)
Biological process (GO): G protein-coupled receptor signaling pathway
Cellular component (GO): heterotrimeric G-protein complex
Molecular function (GO): G-protein beta-subunit binding
Source: RefSeq, a predicted model, not a curated record